CAACGCCGCCGAUCCAAUCCAUCCUUCUUCCAGCUCUGCUACCGUAGCGUAGAGACGCGUGCGGAGCAGCCUGAGACCUACAGUAGAACUAGAAGUUAGCCUGAGACCAGCGAGUUUUCUCAGCACCUGUCGUCAUCAGAUCAGCUAGCCAUGGACGGCGGUUUCCCAGCACUUCUUGACCCCACCGCGCUCUCACUGGCGCUGCCGGUGACCCAGGGCCCGCAAGGGCUCAAUAAGCUCAGCAAGGACGACUACCUCGCCAUCUGCCUCGCCGCGCUCGCCGGCACGCGAGGAAGCAGCCUCGUCGUCAAGGCCGCCGCUGGGUUCGGGAGGCAAGAGACCGGCGGCAUUAAUAAGCAGUCGUGGUGCCCACCGCAGCCGGCCCCCGCCGCGCACGACGAGGCGCUCCGGCUCCGGUUCCGGUGCGCGGUGUGCGGGAAGGCGUUCCCGUCGUACCAGGCGCUGGGCGGCCACAAGUCCAGCCACCGCAAGCCGCCCACGGCGGAGCAGCAGGCGGUGGUUUCCGCGGCCGACUCCGAGGACGAGACGACGACGUCCUCGGGAGGAGGCCCGCACCGAUGCACGAUCUGCCGGAGGGGAUUCGCCACGGGCCAGGCGCUCGGCGGGCACAAGCGCUGCCACUACUGGGACGGCGCGUCGGCGUCCGUCUCCCUGUCCGCGUCCGGUACGGGGUCGUCGGGCGUCACACUGAGGAACUUUGACCUCAACCUGAUACCCGUGGCGGAGAACGCUGGGAUGAAGAGGUGGGUCGAGGAGGAGGAGGUGCAGAGUCCACUGCCGAUCAAGAAGCGCAGGAUCUUGGAUUAGUUAUUAGCUCUCGGCUCUCGCGCUCCUACCAGCGGUUGAGACCUGUGUGCCCAUAGCCUCGGUUCGUGUAAAAAGGAAGAUUGAUUGUUUCAUCGAUUAUUUGAUUCGUUCUUUACUUCUUUCACACUAAUAAAAUAUUUGAUUGUUGUUUCACGAUUUUUUUAUUAAAAAAUCUCAAAGUUAUAACUCA
Messenger RNA from Zea mays, 1018 nucleotides. RefSeq names its product zinc finger protein 36. Lineage: Eukaryota; Viridiplantae; Streptophyta; Magnoliopsida; Poales; Poaceae. Gene Ontology annotation, molecular function: transcription cis-regulatory region binding; DNA-binding transcription factor activity. The coding region runs from base 151 to 828 and encodes 225 amino acids. The transcript has a single exon. Gene Ontology annotation, biological process: regulation of DNA-templated transcription. The record is from RefSeq and is a predicted model, not a curated record. Gene Ontology annotation, cellular component: nucleus.